This is a messenger RNA of Puccinia triticina, 891 nucleotides long. RefSeq lists its product as uncharacterized. Bases 1 to 891 code for a protein of 296 amino acids. Gene Ontology annotation, cellular component: cytoplasm; mitochondrion. NCBI's taxonomy places the organism in Eukaryota, Fungi, Basidiomycota, Pucciniomycetes, Pucciniales, Pucciniaceae. The record is from RefSeq and is a predicted model, not a curated record. The transcript has 5 exons.
AUGUCUCUCCUCAAGGCGGUACAGAGAGCAUUCUCAAAGAUGGCGCCGGUUUCUUUGGCUGAAAGCUGGGAUAACACCGGGUUGCUAUUGGAGUCACCAGUGAUCAGACCUUUGGCCAACAAGGUUCUUUUGACGAUCGACUUGACACCAAGCGUUGCCGAAGAAGCAUUAGCAAAAGAUUCGAAUGUUGGCGUUAUCGUGGCCUACCAUCCCACCAUCUUUCGAGGUCUCAAGUCCUUAACGUUGAAGGAUCCCCUCCAAGAAAUCAUUCUGAAAUGUGCAACAGCUGGUAUUAGUGUUUAUUCACCUCACACAGCACUCGACUCGGUGAUAGGAGGAAUCAACGACGAAUUGUGUGAAAUCGUCUCCGGGGAAUCGGCUCAUCAGAACAAAAUAUUUUCAACAUCGGGUGUAAUCGUCGAGAAAACCUCCGAGAAUGUCCUCAAUGGUGUCGGCUUGGGUGGUGGACGCCGGGUUGAAUUCGCACAGGGAAAAGAAGUUGACCUUGAUCAGCUUAUCAGUAGAAUCAAGACAGGCUUAGGGCUCUCGCACGUUCAAUUAGCGAAGUCGAGCUUUGCUUCUCCAACCAUUCGCUCGGUAGGCGUUUGCGCAGGAUCUGGUGGAUCCAUCUGCUCGGCCUUAGGGAAAUCUUGUGACGCUUUCGUGACGGGGGAAAUGUCACACCACGAGUUACUCAGUGCCAACGCGCGUGGAAUUCAUAUCAUUCUUACUGCACAUACGAACACGGAGCGAUUUUUCCUCGCCAAAGUGUUGCAGCCUAGGCUACAUGAACUCCUUGUCGAUGAGGCUGCACACAUGUCUGCGAAUGAGACUCCCCAAUGGACUGUGGAGGUUAGUGCAGCGGAUCGCGAUCCGCUCGUGAUUGUCUAG